AUGGUUCUUGGAGAUCUUAAUGUCCAUCUUCAUAACAAAGGACAGAGUUCUAAUAGAAAUUCUUUGGAUAAUUGGGUCAAGAAUGUCAUAGAUUCAGCUGGUUUAAUGGAUUUGGGAUUUAUUGGCUCUAAUUAUACAUGGUCUAAUAGAACAGAGGGUAAAGGUUACAGAAGGGCUAGAAUUGAUUUUGCACUUCAUAAUGCGUUAUGGAAGAUGCAGUAUCCUAAUUCUAAGCUACAUCAUUUACCUUUCAGAGCUUCGGAUCAUUUCCCUAUACUUCUUUAUAGUGAGGGUCAUCAUCCUAAACCUAAAAGAGCCUGGAAAUUCUAUAAAUGUUGGUUAAGAGAUUCAUCUUGUCUGAAUACUAUAAUUAACUCAUGGAAUUCUCAAGACUCAAACUUAAGCUUUAAUGAAAAAAUUAAUCAUAUAAGGAAAGAAUUAUCAAGAUGGAAUAGAGAGGAUUUUGGGGAGAUAGGAGAGCAUUUGAAGUAUCAUCAAAGUCGUUUGUCUCACCUUUAUCCCUACCGAAUGUAA
Molecule: messenger RNA, 534 nt
Organism: Papaver somniferum (opium poppy)
Lineage: Eukaryota; Viridiplantae; Streptophyta; Magnoliopsida; Ranunculales; Papaveraceae
Exons: 1
Coding region: 1-534 (177 amino acids)
Source: RefSeq, a predicted model, not a curated record